CACCUCUUUAAAGCACACUGCAGAGAGCCAUGGUGUGCAUUCCUUGCAUCGUGAUCCCAGUCCUGCUCUGGGUCUACAAGAGGUUCCUUGAGCCGUAUCUCUACCCCUUCAUCUCUCCUUUGAUCAAACGCCUUUGGCCCAAGAAGGCCGUGCAGGGACCAGCCAAGCCGGAGAGAAGGAGCAGCUCUGAGGAGGAUUCCCUGAGGCAGGAUCCCUUCAGCGAUCAGGCGGAACUUUAUGAAGCCAAAAGCAAUGGCAUUGCAAAUGGAUUUCCUGGAACUGGGCCCAAAGAAGAUUCCAAGACAAAGACGGAUUAGUUAUGCUUCCGUUGUGGGGGGUCAAGGCUGUUAUUAAGAAAUGAACUCACAGUGUUGUCCCCACGUGGAUAUUUUAUUGAUUGCACAUUUAUCUGAACGGAAAUUUGUAAUAUGUAUAGACACCGGGGAGACUUGGAAUAAUUCUAGCUGUGUCCUUGAAAAUAGUUUUAAUAUAUUGUCUUGCUGUUGUUAAAAUUGGGGGUGGCUGGAACCCCAAUGUGCAGUGCAAUUGGAGAGCGUUAACAAUUUUAGUCUCCAUAUUUUAUUAAAACUAUGACUCUCAAUUUUGCUACUUGUUUCAAAAAAAUUCCUGAAAUCCUUCAUUGAUGAUGACCCAUAGGUUGGUUUGUUUUUUUAAGCAAAAUAUCAUACCCACAGUAGCUAAAAAAAAAAAAGCAGCAUUGUAAAUAUUUGAAUACUAAUGGCAAAAAUAUUGAUAGCUACUAAUUUUCUGUUUCUAAAUUAGCAUCUGCAGAGCUGCCCUAUUGCAGAUUCCUCACAAUGGUAUAGAAAAACUUUUAAAAAGCAGAUAUUAUAUGAAGGAAACAAUACCAAUUCAAUGCCACAAAGGGAAAAUGUCCCCUUUUUAUAUAUAUUUUUGAGCUUCUAAAGGUGAAAAAAAGCUAAAGCUGAUAAACACAAGUCUGUAUUUUGGUUGAUCAUGUCUACCUCCCUAAUUAGAAUAACACCCAAGGCCACCAUAGCAAAUAAACCUUACUGGUUAUUGUUGUAACUAUACUAUUUUAUCUGCAAUGUAGAUUUUCAGUUGGUGCAUUCUAAAAUCCAUGUGUGUUUUUCCUAAAGGAAUAGGGAAGCUGUAUCUCUCAUGUAAAUAUGCCCAGGACUCCUUUUCAAUUUAAGGCAUUUUUUACGGAGAACAGGUGGGUGAUUGGGAAAAGCUCGGUGGGGAUAGAGAGUUUAUUAUUUUUCUGAGAUCUGUUUUAGUGAAUAAGGACACUACAACCCUUUGCCUAGGAAAAAAUGCAAAUUUAACUGAUUUAGAAUUUGAAUAAAGUGUGAAAGC
This is a messenger RNA of Protobothrops mucrosquamatus (brown spotted pit viper), 1341 nucleotides long. It is a transcript of the gene CUNH18orf32, whose product is annotated as chromosome unknown C18orf32 homolog. Lineage: Eukaryota; Metazoa; Chordata; Lepidosauria; Squamata; Viperidae. The coding region runs from base 30 to 317 and encodes 95 amino acids. Gene Ontology annotation, biological process: positive regulation of canonical NF-kappaB signal transduction. The transcript is spliced from 2 exons. The record is from RefSeq and is a predicted model, not a curated record.